Messenger RNA from Aspergillus aculeatinus CBS 121060, 608 nucleotides. RefSeq lists its product as uncharacterized. The annotation marks the transcript as partial. Lineage: Eukaryota; Fungi; Ascomycota; Eurotiomycetes; Eurotiales; Aspergillaceae. The transcript is spliced from 2 exons. The record is from RefSeq and is a predicted model, not a curated record.
CUCUUUUUCAUUCGGGUCUUUUGAAGCAUCCUAUCUAUUCUAUAUCUCUGACACAUCUGCCUACACACUUGACUUCCUCCUAAUUGUAAUUUUUUCUCCAUCCUCUCUUUCGCCAUCUUUGUUCUUUGCUAGAUUCGGUCCUUCCCGGGGGUUUUCUCGUGGCGUUUUCUGGACGGAGACUGUCCUGCGACAACUUCCUUAACUCCAUUCUAGCAGUCUCACCGCCCGGGUCAUGGUUCUAUAGAUAUGCCAUCGAAGACAAUCCGACCCGACUCUCUCUGUCCAGUACGAUUUCUCUGAUUUUAUGCUAGUUUCAGAAGAGCAGGGACAACGCUACUUCAAUCCCCCUCCUUCAGAAAGUCUUGUCCGUCCAUUCCAAGAAACGGAUAUCAGCACCCGUCCCAGCGGAUCAAGAUUCCUCGAUUAAACACUCGUCUGCCUUGGCAAUCAUGACCGCCAACAUGUCUACAUUAUCACCUCAGCUUGUUCAGGAUGACUCGCCCACUGGAAUGAGUUUCCAUGAUGUCAAUUUUUCCGAUCCCUAUCUCUCAGCUCCUGUGGACCCUGAUGAAGCCUCCUUCAAGUCGUCCGCUAUAAGACUAACGCCG